AUGGAAGGCUCUAAUGGUGUUUCUGUUAGGGAACAUGUUCAACAAAGGGAAUCCGAAGCGGUUGGACAGGGUAUUCAACCGGUGAUAGAAGAAGACAGAAGACGAGUCAAACUGGAGAGACAAAGAGGAAGCGACCAAGCUGCUGUCUCUCUUUUGACCUACGUCGCACGCGUUGCUUUCGGUCUUGGUGCCGCCGCUAGUAUCCUUAACGCUUCCAUAUACACCAUUGACGGUGGUCAAAGAGUUGCUGUCAGGGAUGUCCAAAGAGUCUGCGUCUACGACUCUUACACUUUGUCCAAGCUGUAUGUGAAGAUGCAGUACUGUGUUUCAUGCGCGAUCCAUUCCCACGUUGUGAGGGUCCGAUCCCGCACUGACAGGAGGAACCGUGACCCACCUCAGUGCUUCAUUAGACGCAAGGAUGAAAUGCCAAAGCCUGGUUGGGCUCUUCGUCCUGGAGUUGUUGUUCCUGCUCGUGCAUAA
This is a messenger RNA of Hibiscus syriacus, 480 nucleotides long. RefSeq lists its product as uncharacterized. Gene Ontology annotation, molecular function: mRNA binding; structural constituent of ribosome. Gene Ontology annotation, cellular component: cytosolic small ribosomal subunit; ribosome. The coding region runs from base 1 to 480 and encodes 159 amino acids. The record is from RefSeq and is a predicted model, not a curated record. The transcript is spliced from 3 exons. NCBI's taxonomy places the organism in Eukaryota, Viridiplantae, Streptophyta, Magnoliopsida, Malvales, Malvaceae. Gene Ontology annotation, biological process: translation.